Messenger RNA from Belonocnema kinseyi, 5072 nucleotides. RefSeq names its product LIM/homeobox protein Lhx9-like. The transcript has 5 exons. The coding region runs from base 848 to 1690 and encodes 280 amino acids. The record is from RefSeq and is a predicted model, not a curated record. Lineage: Eukaryota; Metazoa; Arthropoda; Insecta; Hymenoptera; Cynipidae.
CAUCACUCGCUCGUCCGCCGCCGUGCCGAGCAGUUCUGAUAUCAAAAUUUCCUCCGUGUUUCGUUUCACGUUGUGCGAUCUGGUGUUAUUUGUGGUUAUGUGUUGUGGUGUUGAUAUUUGAGGAAGAUAUCACUUUUUGUCGUGGGGUUGAUAUUUCGAGAGUUCCUGGACCAAGGGACUCAAGUUGGAAAAACACGUGUUAUGAAAUAGAGAAAAGCUGUGCGAGAUUUGGAGUGUACAACUGUUUGAGGCGUACAAUCAUAUUGAGUGUAUGGUAAUUGAAGCACACGAAAAUUGGAGUGUAGAAUAGUUCAAGAGUACAAUCACUGAAGUUAGACAAGUAUUGAACUGCAAGAAGAUUGUAGAUUAGGAAGAAGUAACGCCGAUACAAAAUUGAAGUUUAUAAUGAAUUAUAAAUUAGAUUGUUUACGAUAUACUGAACCCCAGAUGACCUAGAAGUAUUGAUUACAAAAAAUUAAGGAAACGAGGAUUGCUGAAAAAUCAGGCCCAGAUUUUGAUUUUCAUGAUCCAGAAGUAAGCUGGGAUCGGGAAUAGUAUAUUUAUUAAUAAUAAUCGCGAAGGCAAGAGGAAGUUAGUGAGAAGUGUCGGUGCUCGAAGGAAGUGUUUAUUUGUUUCACCCUUUUCCUUGGAUCACUUUUUUGAUGAAGGAGCAAGCCCACGUAUGCCGCUAAUUAAGAAAAAGUUGCAAAAACGGUGGAAGGGGGGGCCCGCGACUCAGUCGGGGCAGUAGAAGCCUACAAGUCCGUUUUCUUCAAAACCAGUCAGCGGUGGGCUCUCGAGGCUCACCCGAUCAUCAGGCAAGCUGGCGAGCGCUUUAGCUGCUGGUAUGAACCCCUACACCCACCACCCGUCUCUUUCGGGGAGUCCUCAUCACGCUCCUGGUGGGCCUCACCAUGGAUACUCAACGGGUGGAGGUGGCGGAGGCAAUGGCACUACCACUACACCGGACCCAAGUCCUCAUUCACCCCCUUAUGGUAACCAACCUGACUCUGGUGCCCCAUACACGUCCUUGCAGAGUGGUCAGGGCAUGGGCAGCAAUGGACACCAUCAUGGGCCUGGAAACAUGAUGGGGGAUCAGCCUCAUCAUCAGGGUCAUUCACACCCUCACUUGUCUGGACAUCUGCCCUACCCUCCAGUGAAUCACAACAACAAUUGCACCUUGAAACAUGAAGGAGGACCUGGUGGACCAACAGGCAAUCUACAAUGUGCUGGAUGCGGUGGCAGAAUCAAUGAAAGGUGGUUCUUGCAGGCUCUGGAUCGCUACUGGCACAAUGCUUGUCUCAAAUGUACGUCAUGUGGAUCCCUCUUGGCGGACAUUGGUCCCACCUGUUACGCCAAAAAUCAAAUGAUUCUCUGCAAAAACGACUACACAAGGUUAUUUGGCAGUUCUGGUUCUUGUGCGGGAUGUGGUCAGACGAUACCACCCUCGGAUUUCGUAACGAGAACAGGGGGAUCUGUCUUUCAUAUGAAGUGUUUCCAGUGUAGCAAAUGUGGCGCGCAGCUUAAUCCAGGAGCUAGGUAUUAUUUAGUAUCUGGCGCCCCAGUAUGCGAGGAAGACUGGCAAAAAUUAGUGAAAUCGUCGACCCUGGUGGUUGGAGCAGCAGCAGGCAACGGUGGCGCCCCCGUGCGGAAAGGCAAGGUGGGACGACCGAGAAGGAGUCGCGAAUGAGGGGGCAACCCGGUCGGUCGCCCGAAAAAGGUGCAGCCGUCUCCUCAGCCGACGCCUGUCGUCGCGGCGCUACAGCCGCAGGUCGACCUUGUGGACGUCGGCGUAGGAGCGGAUCCCUAUUCGCCGCCUCCGCCGGGUCAUCAGCACUACCACCAUCACCACCAUCCCCAUCAGGUGGGCCUAAUUCCUACCGGAAUGCCAGGCCACUCUCAGCAACACCCGUCAGCCUAUCAGGAUUGGUCGUGGCCGCCCGAUUCCUGUGACUGAGUGAUUUUCGACAUGGACGAUCGGCAGUUUUAGUGAUCGCGAGAAAACAAAAAAAAAUCGAUUCUUAUCGAGAAAAAAGUCGAUUGUAUCAUACGCGAAUUGAGAAUUCGAGAGAUAAAUCGCCAGUUGUCGCGAAUCAUCGAUUGACUUGAAUUGAGAAUAAUCAAUACCUGCAAUCGAAAAACAAUCGAUAUCCGCGACCGCGAAAAGAUUGAUGCUCUCAAUCGAUGAUGCAUCGACUGGUCGAAAAUCGUGUGCUGGUUCACGCGCAGGACGAUCUUCAAUUGUCUUGUACCUGUCGGCAGAGAGUGCAUCAAAUUUCGGAGAAAGUGGUGUGCCCAAUAGAGGUUCUGGGGGGGAGUGGUAAAUCAGGUUCGAACCUGUUUGGAGGUAGAGACUCGCGCAUUGACGCGAUAAUGAAGGAUUCUCCGAGAAAGCGAAAUCUUUGCAUUGCUUACGAAGUUCUUGCCAUUCAUGAAUUGAAAGAUGCUCCUGAUUGCCUGUACGAAUUGACCCUCACGAGAGUGUGAUUCUCCAAAUGAGGAACUUGGUGAUGAUUGUAAAAUUAAUUGAUAAUUGUGGUCUUGCUGAUGUAUAGAGAGCGGAUUACAGUCUGUGAAGGUAGCUGCCGUCGGCCCUUCAUAAAUGCGACGCGCAUCAAUGUGCGUCGCUAGCGCCCAGACGCGCGUCACUAGGCCUCUUCAAAGUGACUCUAGUCCGCUCCCUGUUGAUGUAAUUAAAAAAUUUAAUAUCCUGAUCGUGCUUGCUCACAAUCAGAUAAGGCUGAACUUGUGAUCUAUCGGAUUUGAUGAUUUGUAUAAUUUGAAAAAUUUUGUUGAUUGAAGACUUUUUUUUAAAUUGAAUUAUAUUUAAAGGAUAAAAAACCUAAUGUGAUCUACCUGGAUUCGAUGAUUACGAUCUGAUGCUUCGAGUUUUUGUUGAAAUUUCUAUAUUCAAUAUUUUAAAUCUUUCCAGGAAGUCUUCAAUCUUUUUCGAUGUAAACUAUUGCUCAACUGUAGAAAGGAAUUUGAUUAUCAAAUUUUCGAAUGCUCAUGCCUAAUAGACUUCUAAAGUUAAACAGUUUCCAAAUUUUAUUUCUUUGAUAAUAAAAAAAAAGAAGAAAAAGAAUGAUGUUCUGAUAUUUGUCUUUUCUGUGGCUAACGAGUACAGCAAUUUAAAAUGAGGGAGGAAGAAGGAUAAAAAACGGAAAGAAAACAAAACGUCGUGGUGAUACGGUAGCUCAAAUCGACUCUUAGAAAAUUAUUUUUCUUUCAAAAUUAUCGGGCCUUUCGCUUCGUCGAGCGGCUGGGACGACUAAGUUCGUUAAGCGUCCCUUGUUUCCGCGUCAAGCUACCAUUAACGGUCCCUUUUUCACCGUAAAAUCUAUACAUCGCGGUUCGUUCUCAUUUAUUUUUCACCCUACCUGAAACUCAUAAACGAAGAAAUUGUCGCUCCUUAAUUUCGCCAUUUUUUGUUUCCUUCUUAUUCCCCUGAUUUUUGGCCGAGCAAUACAAUUAUGAAAAAUCCUUCAAGCUGGACAAGAAUUAGAAUAAAGAUAAAAACAAAAAAAUUUCACUGAAAAUGGAUUUUCUAUUAGAAAAAAAUUUCAGGGAGGAAAUUACUGUAAGGGACGAGUAAUUUAAAUUCAGCAAAAAAGGGAAAGAUUUUCAAGACAGGGUUUCGAGCAUCCACAAUAAAUGUAAUAUAAAUGUAUAAUCUUAAAAAAGUCAUGAUAUAUCUACCACGCUCAAGGCCAGUGCCGUUUUUUUGUUGGGUAAAUUCAAACAAAAAAAAACACAACUUAAAAUUAUUAGCAUAUUAAAUAAAUUGACGCAAAAAUCAAGGAAGAAAAAAUAGACGUUUUAAUUGAAAUACGGUAGUGGCCUGGGCAUUUCGAAGCUCAAUUAACAAAAAAAUUGAAUGUAAACUGUAUCAUACAAUCGAUCGUUUCUCGUUUACUCGUUCCGUUCAUUAGUAACAAAUUUUUUCCUCAAAUACUCUAUAUGUAACGUGGCAUUGAAGAAAAUUGCAUCUUAGAUGAGGUCGGAUUUUUUCUCUCCAUUUUAAUGAAAGAAGCAGCAUUCCCCACAAAGUUUUAAAAAAAUGCCUGUGUAAAUAAAUCCGAUAAAAUGGCUGAAAAGCAGGUACAAUUUUUUUCAAGGUCACAUUUGAGGAGGUCAGAAAUUCGAGUCAGCGCCAUCUUUUCGCCAAAUGACAACAGUGCCAUUCUUUAAAUUGGAAAAAGUCGAUUUUUAAAAUCAAGUUUAGUCAUUGGUAGAAAAAAAGUUGGGGGCCAUUGCAACUCAAUUUCAGGCCCCUUUUGUCUUGAACUUAAUUAAAAAAUAUAUAAAUAAAUAAAAGGAAAGACAAGAGUCAGCUUAUUGUAACGAAAAAGAGCAGAGAUCUUCUAAGCCUGAAUUUUCGAUUUCAAUUUUGUUGGCAGAUGCGAUUUUAUUAAAUUUAAUUUUAAAUUUUGAAUGAAAAAAGCGUCGAUCUCUGCGAUGACGAAGAGAGUGGGUGGAUGAUGUAAUUUAAACUUGUAUAUAGGGAACAUUUUGUAUAUUGUUAAAAAAUUUGUGUGAUAUAAAUGGUUAUUUACUGUAUUAAUGAUGUUGAGAUGAGGCAUUUUUUGUGAAAAAUUAUUCAAAUUUGGUCAAUAAUUACCAAUCUCAAAUUUGAGUAAUUCUGCAGAUAAAAUGGUGAGGGACGUUUUGGACAAAUGACUACAGAUUCGAAAACAUGAGAAAUAAUUUUAAAUGUUCAGUCUUGUUAGUAGAAAAUUAUUUAAUAUUUUAAAUAACUAGAUUUUUUAAAAUAAUGACAUUUCCUUUGUUCACUAUUUUGCUUCAGAAAUGGAAAUAUUUUAUCGAGAAAUAUUUAUAAUUGAAAAAUGGAGAUUGUUUCCGUCUGUGGUAUUUGGACUUGACGUUUGGGCGAACGCGUGAUUUUUCGCGUUUAGUUAAUUUUGUUAUUUGAUUUAUCUCGACUUAUGAAGCCUCAACCGGCUACUUCCGGUUACUCACAGGCUCUUGUAAAAUAGUACGCCACCACACGACACACGCACACGAACACGUUUAUUAAUUAAUAAAACGAAUACAAGUUUUUAGAAAAUGAA